CGUGUUGAAUACCGUAAAAAUAUAUUUAUGACCAUUUAUAAAAUGACAGGGUCGUAAUGGAGUCAGCAGAAUUAUCGGAGGAGGCUCCUUUACGCGCGCAAUUUACAGUUGAUGAUUUAGACAUUGAAAUAUUACCACUUAUAUAUGAAAUAAUUCGGAGUAUUGAAAAAGAUCCACAUGAUACUACGCAGAAGGCCAAAGAAUCUCAGGAUACAAGUCAUAAGAUUUUAGAACUGCAAAAGAAAUUUGAUUCUGCAAGGGCACAGAUUAAAAGACUACCAGGAAUAGAAUACAGUAAAGAAGAACAAUUACAAAAGCUUGAAACUCUUCGCAAACAGCUGAGACUUAAACGCGAGCUUCUAUUAAAGUACCGUAAUAUGUGUACAUUUGAAGUACCAAAAGUAUAAA
Molecule: messenger RNA, 408 nt
Organism: Hylaeus volcanicus
Lineage: Eukaryota; Metazoa; Arthropoda; Insecta; Hymenoptera; Colletidae
Gene: MED9
Product: mediator of RNA polymerase II transcription subunit 9
Exons: 3
Coding region: 57-407 (116 amino acids)
Biological process (GO): regulation of transcription by RNA polymerase II
Cellular component (GO): mediator complex
Molecular function (GO): transcription coregulator activity
Source: RefSeq, a predicted model, not a curated record